Messenger RNA from Plasmodium gonderi, 729 nucleotides. RefSeq lists its product as hypothetical. The coding region runs from base 1 to 729 and encodes 242 amino acids. The transcript has a single exon. The record is from RefSeq and is a predicted model, not a curated record. NCBI's taxonomy places the organism in Eukaryota, Apicomplexa, Aconoidasida, Haemosporida, Plasmodiidae.
AUGAAGGUAAUGCAGUUCUCCAUCCUCGUCAGCAUGCUCAUGUUGAUAAACAAUGUCAUGUGCAAGUCGAACAUAUCGAAAUGCCUCUUCUAUGAUAAAAGAAAUUACGACCUAAAGCAAACAUUUUAUGUACCAACAAGCGAUGUGGAUAUGUAUAAAGCGACCAUUCAGAAAUUAUUAACAAGAGAAAUUAAUCUACUGGAUGAGUCCAUGACAAGCAAUGAACAACAAAGUAGUGCACAAGGAGGGAACAGCACAAUAUCCAAUUUUGAUGAUAUAAAAAAAAAAGAGGAAAAAAAAAAAAAUAAAGAAAUGGAAGAAAAGUUAAAAUAUAUUGAAAAGUACAGAAAUUACGCAAAAAGUAUAUUAAAAAAUGUCGAAUUUAAAUGUGAAAAUAUUGAUGACUAUGAGUCAAAAGUUAAAUGUAAUUUGUGUGUAUAUACAGAAAUUGUAAACAAUAAACAUAUAAGACAAGGGCAAAUUAUCCAAGUUUUUAUGAACGAAUGUAUGUACGGUUUUUACUACUAUGACAAUAUUAACCAAUAUACUCAGAAUAACAAAGCUCUCAGUAGUUUUGAUGCUGAUGAUGAUAAUGAUAAUUCCAAAGCCAAAUUGGAUGACAUUUAUUUCAGCAUUACAAAGGAUGUCACUGAAGGAAAUACUAGUCAGAUAAAUUUUUUUAAGCAAACAUCCAGCAAAUAUCAUCCCGUAUGUUAUGUCACAGAGUAG